CACGGGGUGAGGGGGUUGAGAACUACAGCGAGGAGGAUGAAGAUGAAGAGAAAGAAGAGGCAAAAGAACAUAUUUUACCAACACAAUCCAUACAAAUUAACAUUGAUCUACCUGAUAAAGCAAGAAGAAAGAAGAAGAAAGGGUUUGAUGUAUCUGCGUUCUUGAAACGUGAGAUGGCUAAAGUUCGUCGAGAAACUCAGAUAUUACUUCAUCAAGCACAUUUCGUCUCAUUAGUUGCACACCUUCGUUACCUGAACCUUGCCUUGACUGACGACCUACUUUAUGGAUCUGCUCUUUCACUCAUUCCUUCUGCGCACACCCACUCACCUCAGGAUUUUAACCUUACUAAACUAUCAUCCCUAGUUCGCUGGCUGCGUGAUCUGAUUCCUGUAAAUAAAACCAAAUUUAGCGGUACAUCUAGACCCUUUCGGGAUCGUCAACGAAAUGUACUCGAAACAUUCCUUGCAAUGGAACCUUUGGAACUCGUUACAACAUUCGUCCUUGUAUGUCGAGCACUUGGGUUUAAUACAAGGAUAGUUCUCAACUUUGAUAUUACACCGCUCAAACCUCCAGCUGAAAAUGCUACGAAACCUGUGAAACCUGAUCCCAUCCCUGAACCUGUCAAGGAAGAUAAAAAAGAGAAGUCAAAAUCAAAAAAGUCUAAAAGAGCAGCUUCAGAUUCCGAAGGAGAAGAAGAUUUUGAGGAGAAACCCGCGAAAAAAUCAUUAAGUGCGAAAAUCUCUCAAAAGUCAAAUCGUUCUUGCUCAAGGUCAAUUAGCGCCAAACUAGCCGAAGCUUCAAAACGAAAAUCCUCAACACAAAAGCCUUCAAAUUCAAAGUCCGCUUCUUCUAACGAAAGAGAAGAAGAAAUGAUAAGAAAGAUAAAUAAGAAAUAUCCAACUAAAGUAGAAGAAGAGGAUGUUCAAGAAAAGCCGAGUGGAAGCAGGAAACAAAAGUCUGAAGGAAGCGCAGGACCCUCUACUGGUAAAGGAUCAAAAAGUACAAAGAUUACAAAUCCCAAGUUUCACUACUGGUCAGAAGUGUACCUGGAGACGGAUAAAAAGUGGGUUUGUGUGGACCUGGAGACGGGUCGGAUCAACUCUCCUCCUGAUAUUGAAUCUAAGCUGAGCAAACCCCUCUACUAUAUAGUUUCGAUCGACAACAUGGGAAACAUGAAGGACGUGACUAGAAGGUACGGAAGUAACUACAUGACCACAACCCGAAAGAUCAGGCAUGAUGAAAAAUGGAUCAGCGCUGUUAUCGGAGCUUUUGAUAAAAAAGACAGAAAGGAUUCUAAAGAGGAUAUGGAGUUGAUCAAGACUGCGGAAGAAGCUCCUAUGCCGACUACGGUUAGUGGUUUCAAAAGUCAUCCUUUGUACGUUCUGAAGCGUCAUCUCUUGAAGUUUGAGGCUAUCUACCCACCUGACGCACCUCCAAUUGGAUGGAUGAAGUCGGAACCUGUUUACGCCCGAGAAUGCGUACAUACUCUACAGGGUCGAACCUCCUGGUUGAAGGAGGGUAGAACUGUAAGACUAGGAGAGGAUCCCUAUAAUAUUGUGAAGGCGAGACCAAAGUGGGAUAGGAUGACCGGUUCUAUGGUGAAGGAUGAACCCCUGGAGGUGUUUGGAAGAUGGCAAACUGAAUUAUAUAUUCCUCCUCCUGCUGUUAAUGGGAAGGUUCCAAGGAACGAAUAUGGAAACGUAGAACUAUUUAAACCUUGGAUGUUACCAAAGGGUUGCGUACAUAUCCCUAUCAAUGGUAUGACACGCGUACUCAGAAAGUUAAACAUUGACGCUGCCCCUGCCAUGAUGGGUUGGGACUUUUCAGGAGGUUGUCACCCGAUAUACGACGGAUACGUGAUUUGCGAAGAGUUUGCUGACAUCGUCAUGGAUGCUUGGAACCAAGAACAGGAGAAUAAGGCUGAAAGGGAUGCUGAGAAACGUGAAAAACGAAUCCUUGAUAACUGGCGGAGAAUUGUGAAGGGUCUCUUUAUCCGCGAGAAAAUUCAGGCGAAAUAUAUGAGAAAAAAGGAGUAAAGUGAAAGAUCCAUUCAGAUGUUUUGCUUCACUCACGCUUUUCACUUACAGUAACAAUUUUUACCAGUUAUUUUCAGUUAAAUCUAUUUAUACUACAGAUACAUUUUUCUUAAAAACAUUUAAAUAUUUUGAAAUUCAGAAUUUGUGAAACUUAAAUCUAUGCAGUGACCAUUGUGUAAGCUCAAAUUUGUUUCCUUUAGUUUUAUACUUUACCUCAAAAUUGGACAAUAUUCAAAUAUUGCCCGUUAUGUGAAAAAAUGGUUGUGAUAAAUGUAGAUUGGCGUACUUUAUAAAUAUGUAAGUUCUCAGUGUAUUUACCUCUGAUUCUAAUAAGAAUGUUUCAGA
Messenger RNA from Eurytemora carolleeae, 2381 nucleotides. RefSeq names its product DNA repair protein complementing XP-C cells homolog (gene Xpc). Gene Ontology annotation, biological process: nucleotide-excision repair; mismatch repair. Lineage: Eukaryota; Metazoa; Arthropoda; Copepoda; Calanoida; Temoridae. Gene Ontology annotation, cellular component: nucleotide-excision repair factor 2 complex; cytoplasm; XPC complex. The record is from RefSeq and is a predicted model, not a curated record. Gene Ontology annotation, molecular function: damaged DNA binding; single-stranded DNA binding.